Balearica regulorum gibbericeps (East African grey crowned-crane) is the source of this 1320-nucleotide messenger RNA. Lineage: Eukaryota; Metazoa; Chordata; Aves; Gruiformes; Gruidae. The record is from RefSeq and is a predicted model, not a curated record.
GAUUGCUGCGUACCAGGAGAAGAUUGCACCGCUACCUUGCACAGCCAUUGCUGCCAUUCUAUUCAGGAUGUACCUCCUAAUGGCACCGACUUUAUGUUUAUUCUGGAACAUGUUUGGCUUGUGUGCAGCUAUGAACUCUAAACCCAAUAUACUUCUGUUUCUGGCUGAUGAUCUUGGCAUUGGAGAUGUAGGUUGUUAUGGGAACAAUACCAUAAGGACCCCAAACAUUGACCGCCUGGCAAGAGAAGGAGUGAAACUUACUCAGCACAUUGCCACAGCUCCACUUUGCACUCCAAGCAGAGCAGCGUUUCUCACUGGCAGAUACCCCAUUAGAUCAGGGAUGGCGUCCAGCAACAGGUACCGGGCGCUGCAGUGGAACGCCGGGUCAGGAGGGCUCCCUGUUAAUGAAACAACGUUUGCCAGGCUGCUGCAGCAACAAGGCUAUACCACUGGACUGAUAGGAAAGUGGCAUCAAGGUGUAAGCUGUGAAUCCUUCAAUGAUCAUUGUCAUCAUCCUCUAAAUCAUGGGUUUCACUACUUUUAUGGUAUGCCUUUCACACUUCUAAACAACUGUCAAGAAAACAAACCUCCAGGGCUGGAUGUAGCCCUUCAAGCUAAGCUUUGGCUUUAUAGUCAGGUAAUUACUCUCGCCGUGCUCACUCUCGCUGCUGGAAAACUGACUGGUUUGAUUUCCAUCCGCUGGAAGAUAAUUGCGUGUUUUACUUUGGCGGGCAGCCUUUUCUUUAUUUCUUGGUACUCCAGUUACGGCUUUGUGCAGUAUUGGAACUGUAUCCUGAUGAGGAACCGUGACAUCACUGAGCAGCCAAUGAGGUUAGAGAGGACUGCUUCCCUCAUGCUGAAGGAGGCAGUGUCAUUUAUCAAAAGAAACAGGCAUGGACCAUUUCUCCUCUUUGUUUCCUUUUUACAUGUUCAUACCCCCCUCUUUACUACGGCAAAGUUUCUUGGCAAGAGCCAUCAUGGUUUAUACGGAGACAACGUAGAAGAAAUGGACUGGAUGGUGGGCAAAAUUCUGGAUUCUCUUGACAAAGAAGGUUUGAAAAAUCAUACAUUCACAUACUUUGCCUCUGAUCAUGGAGGACACUUGGAGGCUCAGGAUGGAUCUGCCCAGCUGGGUGGCUGGAAUGGUAUUUAUAAAGGUGGAAAAGGCAUGGGAGGCUGGGAAGGAGGGAUCCGUGUGCCAGGAGUAUUUAGGUGGCCAGGGGUGUUACCUGCAGGCACAGUUAUCGAUGAACCUACAAGCCUUAUGGAUAUUUAUCCCACAGUUGUUCAUCUGGCUGGAGGAAUAUUGCCACAGGACAG